AUGGCGCAGCGGGAAAUGGCCCGUGAGCGCGCGCGCGUGCUCGCCAAGCUCAAGCUCAAGUACGGCCAGAAGCGGGACGAGAUCCAAUCCAAGCGGCGCGAACGCUACUUUGCCCACAAAAUGGGCCUCUUCACACGGUCGCAUCAGCCCAGGCUUCAGCGGCUCUCGCUUGCCUACAUUCUCAAUUAA
Messenger RNA from Saprolegnia parasitica CBS 223.65, 189 nucleotides. RefSeq lists its product as hypothetical. NCBI's taxonomy places the organism in Eukaryota, Oomycota, Saprolegniomycetes, Saprolegniales, Saprolegniaceae. The coding region runs from base 1 to 189 and encodes 62 amino acids. The transcript has 2 exons. The record is from RefSeq and is a predicted model, not a curated record.